UGACGUCACACUCUAGCGCCGGUGACGCGCCGGCCGCUCCCCCUUCGUCUGCGUUUGCUUUGGGACGCCCGCUUGCGGAGUCCUUACCCUGGCGUCUCGAGCGGUUGUCCCCAUAACUCGGACUCCAGAGCCGCUGUUGCGAGGCAGGAGCACGUGGCAGCCAGGUAGCUUCCCAGUCCCGAGUGCCGCCUGUCCCCACCCCGCGGUGGCCACUAGCAACAACCUCUGUGAAGUUGGAGAGGCGGUGACGGAGGCAUUCCCCCAGCUGCACCCCGCCGUUUCCAAGGGGCUCGGAAACCAGUUUGUUUGUUUCGUCGGGGUGGUGUCGACCUGUCCUACGGGCGUGGCUCGAGGCAGGACGGAGUCAAACUCGUGGUGUCAGCUGAAGACGAGUGUCAGGUGUGGAGAGUCUCAGUGCCCCCUUUCAGUCUGGACUGUGAGCUGCUGCUGGUUAGAAAGACUUGGUUUCUCUUUCAGGAUGGUACCUCUGCUGUAUUAAGCCCCAUAGGAAGACUGCCACACCUAGACUGAUGCUUAUUAGUCAUCACCGUUAUCCCUACUAACGUCCUGUGUCACUGAGUUUUCUAAAUGUCUAGCGUAUCUGUAAAGAUGCCUUAGAAAAAGAGUCAUGGAGAAGUAUGUUAGACUACAGAAGAUUGGAGAAGGUUCAUUUGGAAAAGCCAUUCUUGUUAAAUCUACAGAAGAUGGCAGACAGUAUGUUAUCAAGGAAAUUAACAUCUCAAGAAUGUCCAGUAAAGAAAGAGAAGAAUCAAGGAGAGAAGUUGCAGUAUUGGCAAAUAUGAAGCACCCAAAUAUUGUCCAAUAUAGAGAAUCAUUUGAAGAAAAUGGCUCUCUCUACAUAGUGAUGGAUUACUGUGAGGGAGGGGAUCUGUUUAAGCGAAUAAAUGCUCAGAAAGGUGUUUUGUUUCAAGAGGAUCAGAUUUUGGACUGGUUUGUACAGAUAUGUUUGGCCCUGAAACAUGUACAUGAUAGAAAAAUUCUUCAUCGAGACAUAAAAUCACAGAACAUAUUUUUAACUAAAGAUGGAACCGUACAACUUGGAGAUUUUGGAAUUGCUAGAGUUCUUAAUAGUACUGUAGAGCUGGCUCGAACUUGCAUAGGGACCCCAUACUACUUGUCACCUGAAAUCUGUGAAAACAAACCUUACAACAAUAAAAGUGACAUUUGGGCUCUGGGGUGUGUCCUUUAUGAGCUGUGUACACUUAAACAUGCUUUUGAAGCUGGCAGUAUGAAAAACCUGGUUCUGAAGAUAAUAUCUGGAUCUUUUCCACCUGUGUCUUUGCAUUAUUCCUAUGAUCUCCGCAGUUUGGUGUCUCAAUUAUUUAAAAGAAAUCCUAGGGAUAGACCAUCAGUCAACUCCAUAUUGGAGAAAGGUUUUAUAGCCAAACGCAUUGAAAAGUUUCUGUCACCUCAGCUUAUUGCAGAAGAAUUCUGUCUGAAAACAUUUUCAAAGUUUGGAUCACAGCCUAUACCAGCUAAAAGACCAGCUUCAGGACAAAACUCCAUUUCUGUUAUGCCUGCUCAGAAAAUUACAAAGCCUGCUGCUAAAUAUGGAAUACCUUUAGCAUACAAGAAAUAUGGAGAUAAAAAAUUACACGAAAAGAAACCACUGCAAAAACAUAAACAGGCCCAUCAAACUCCAGAGAAGAGAGUGAAUACUGGAGAAGAAAGGAGGAAAAUGUCUGAGGAAGCAGCAAGAAAGAGAAGGCUGGAUUGUAUUGAAAAAGAAAAGAAACAAAAAGAUCAGAUUAUUAGUUUAAUGAAGGCUGAACAAAUGAAAAGGCAAGAAAAGGAAAAGUUGGAGAGAAUAAAUAGGGCCAGGGAACAAGGAUGGAGAAAUGUACUAAGUGCUGGUGGAAGUGGUGAAGUCAAGGCUCCUUUUUUUGGCAGUGGAGGGACUAUAGCCCCAUCAACUUUUUCUUCUCGAGGACAGUAUGAACAUUACCAUGCCAUUUUUGAUCAAAUGCAGCAACAAAGAGCAGAAGAUAAUGAAGCUAAAUGGAAAAGAGAAAUAUAUGCUCGAGCUCUUCCCGAAAGAGGAAUUCUGCCUGGAGUUCGUCCAGGAUUUCCUUAUGGGGCUGCAGGUCAUCACCAUUUCCCUGAUGCUGAUAUUAGAAAAACUUUGAAAAGAUUGAAGGCGGUGUCUAAACAAGCCAAUGCAAACAGGCAAAAAGGGCAGCUAGCUGCAGAAAGAGCUAAACAAGUAGAAGAGUUCCUGCAGCGAAAACGAGAAGCUAUGCAGAAUAAAGCUCGAGCCGAAGGACAUAUGGGAAUCCUGCAAAACCUGGCAGCUAUAUAUGGAGGCAGGCCCAGCUCUUCAAGAGGAGGGAAGCCAAGAAACAAAGAGGAAGAGGUUUAUCUGGCACGACUGAGGCAAAUAAGACUACAGAAUUUCAAUGAGCGCCAGCAGAUUAAAGCCAAACUUCGUGGUGAAAAGAAAGAAGCCAAUCGUUGUGAAGGACAAGAAGGAAAUGGAGAGGCUGACAUGAGGCGCAAAAAAAUCGAAUCACUGAAGGCCCAUGCAAAUGCACGUGCUGCUGUACUAAAAGAACAACUAGAGCGAAAGAGAAAGGAAGCUUAUGAGAGAGAAAAGAAAGUGUGGGAAGAGCAUUUGGUGGCUAAAGGAGUAAAGGGUUCUGAUGUUUCUCCACCUUUGGGACAACAUGAAACAGGUGGCUCUCCAUCAAAGCAACAGAUGAGAUCUGUUAUUUCUGUGACUUCAGCUUUGAAAGAAGUUGGCGUGGACAGUAGUUUAACUGAUAUCCGGGAAACUUCAGAAGAAAUGCAAAAGACCAACAAUGCCAUUUCAAAUAAGCGAGAAAUACUUCGCAGAUUAAAUGAAAAUCUUAAAGCUCAAGAAGAUGAAAAAGGAAAGCAGCAUCCCUCUGAUACUUUUGAGAUAAUUGUUCAUGAAGAUGCCAAAGAACAUGAAAAAGAAAAAUCAGUUUUUUGUGAUCGCAAGAAGUGGGAGGCUGGAGGUCAACUUGUGAUGCCUCUGGAUGAGUUAACACUUGAUACAUCCUUCUCUGCAACUGAAAGAAACACAGUGGGAGAAGUUAUUAAAUUAGAUCCUAGUGGAUCUCCAAGAAGAGCCUGGGGGAGAAGUCCGACAGAUUCUGUUCUAAAGAUACUUGGAGAAGCUGAACUACAACUUCAGACAGAACUUUUGGAAAACACAACUAUUAGAAGUGAGAUUUCUCCUGAAGGGGAAAAGUACAAACCCUUAAUUACUGAAGAAAAAAAAAUACAGUGUAUUUCACAUGAAAUAAACACAUCGGCUAUUGUUGACUCUCCUGUUGAGACAAAAAGUCCAAAGUUUAGUCAGGCAUCUCCACAGAUGUCAUUGAAACUGGAAGGAAAUUUAGAAGAACCUGAUGAUUUGGAAACAGAAAUUCUACAAGAGCCAAGUGGAACAAACAAAGAUGAGAGCUUGCCAUGCACUAUUACUGAUGUGUGGAUUAGCGAGGAAAACGAAACAAAGGAAACUCAGUUGGAAGAUAGGAUCACCAUUCAGCAAAAUGAAGUUUCUGAAGAUGGAGUCUCGAGUACUGUGGACCAACUUAGUCACAUUCAUAUAGAAACUGGAACCAAUGAUUCUCAGCACUCUGAAUGUGAUGUAGAUAAGUCUGUGCAACCAGAACCAUUUUUCCAAAAGGUGGUUCACCCUGAACACUUGAACUUGGUCUCUCAAGUUCAGUCAGUUCAGUGUUCACCAGAAGAGUCCUUUCCAUUUCGAUCUCACUCGCAUUUACCACCAAAAAAUACAAACAAGAACUCCUUGCUGAUUGGACUUUCAACUGGUCUGUUUGAUGCAAACAACCCAAAGAUGUUAAGGACAUGUUCACUUCCAGAUCUCUCAAAGCUGUUCAGAACCCUGAUGGACGUUCCCACCAUAGGAGAUGUUCGUCAAGACAAUCUUGAAAUAGAUGAAAUUGAAGAUGAGCAUAUUAAAGAAGGACCUUCUGAUUCUGAAGACAUUGUGUUUGAAGAAACUGACACAGAUUUACAAGAGCUGCAGGCAUCGAUGGAACAGUUACUUAGGGAACAGCCUGGUGAAGAAUACAGUGAAGAAGAAGAGUCAGUCUUAAAGAACAGUUAUGUGGAGCCAGCUGCAAAUGGGACAGAUGUGGCAGAUGAAGAUGACAACCCCAGCAGUGAAAGUGCCCUGAACGAAGAAUGGCACUCAGAUAACAGUGAUGGUGAAACUACUAGUGAAUGUGAAUACGAUAGUGUCUUUAACCAUUUAGAGGAACUGAGACUUCAUCUGGAGCAGGAAAUAGGCUUUGAAAAAUUCUUUGAGGUUUAUGAGAAAAUAAAGGCUAUUCAUGAAGAUGAAGAUGAAAAUAUUGAAAUUUGUUCAAAAAUAGUUCAAAAUAUUUUGGGAAAUGAACAUCAGCAUCUUUAUGCCAAGAUUCUUCAUUUAGUCAUGGCAGAUGGAGCCUACCAAGAAGAUAAUGAUGAAUAAUCCUCAAAAUGUUUUUUAAUCCUCAACUAUAUGAAAGCAUUUGAAUUUGGCUCAUCAGAAUAACAAGCUUCAGUGGGAAAUAGAGCAAUUAUUUGUUUUAAAAAUCAGAUUUAAGAUGGGCGUGCUUACUGCAUGAAAAAGAUGGAGAAACAUGCCAUUUUUCAAUGAAGAUUCUAACAUUUUUUAUCUAUUUUAUUUUGUUCAUUGAAUUAUAUGGUUAAAUCCUGUAAAAUAUAUGCUUUAUUAAAUCAUUGAACCAAAGCAUAGGAAAUGUUGACCCAAAAAACUGACUUAAUGGUUUUGAAGAUUUACUAUGCAACAGGGUAACUUUGACUUUCAGCAAAUGUCUUUAGGUUGAAGGAAUUACCUACAUUAUGAAAGACCUCCCUGUGGUUUUUCAAUGAAGUCUUUAAGCAUGACCUUUUUUCUGUCUAAUACUUGCUUUCAUUUUGCCCAGCAGUUCUACAUUAAAUAACCUUGUCAAGGGCUCUAUUUAAAUGGAUACAUCUUGAAAAUGAAAUUUUUAGCCUUAAAGUUUAUAUUCUCAAGUCCUUUUACAACCAGUGUGUCUCCUGAACUAGCACAUAGGCUGUAAAAACAGUCUUAGAAAUCACUGAAAGAUUUGAUUAUGAAAGAACAGUCAAAUAAAAGUUGGUUUAAUGCCUUUAUUUCUCUUUAAGGCCCAGAACCAGGAAUACUAUAUCUAAAAAUUAGUCUGCAGAUUUAACAUUGACCUAGCAUAUAGCUUGAAGUUGCUCUUUUGGUUUUUAACUUCCUCUUAUACAUAUGCUUCAAGGACAACAUGAUGUUAAAAAGGAGGAAGGAAUUAUUUCUAUUUUGACACUGUGACAGUUUUGGCAACUAGGAUCCUAGGGAGAGAAAUGUUUGUCUCUUGAACUUCUUUCCAUUAUGAGAGGAUUUAGUUAGGUCAUUAGGAUGAUGGUCACAGAGCUUCAAUUGCAAUAUGCCAAGUAUAACAUGGUUUUGUUAGAGGUGUCUACAGUGCAGAUGUUUUUCAUAAUAAAAGCAAAAUUUUGAACCUCUGAGUUCAAAGCAGGCUGGUUGGCAUAAUAUAUAAUUUGGAAAAUAAAAUCUUACCUUGCAGCACCAAUCAGUAUGUUAAAUUUAUUAUGUAUAUUACUUCUAACAUCUGAAACUAAAUACUUGAUUUUUAUAUGUGUUUAUUUUAUGAUAUUGCUAUUAAAUUUUUAUUAUUUACCUGAA
This is a messenger RNA of Sapajus apella (tufted capuchin), 5710 nucleotides long. RefSeq names its product NIMA related kinase 1 (gene NEK1). The transcript is spliced from 35 exons. Gene Ontology annotation, molecular function: ATP binding; protein kinase activity. Bases 629 to 4486 code for a protein of 1285 amino acids. Gene Ontology annotation, biological process: protein phosphorylation. The record is from RefSeq and is a predicted model, not a curated record. NCBI's taxonomy places the organism in Eukaryota, Metazoa, Chordata, Mammalia, Primates, Cebidae.